AUGGCUGACAACGUCGGUCUCACUACACCCAGAGGCAGCGGUACCUCUGGAUAUGUCCAGAAGAACCGUUCACUCCUCAGACCACGCGACAAGGUAGCGCCUUAUCCAAAAGACUGGGAGUCGGCAAAGCAUCGCCCGCGGCAGCCAGAUGCAGAGAUUCUCGAACACGAAGCAAAGCGCGACAUCGAAGUCAAGGUCUUUGAGCUGCGAGAUAAGCUUGGAGAGGAGGGCGUUGACGAAGAUGAGAUCGAUGAUCAAUGCGAAGCUCUGCGCCGCAAGCUUGUCGAGGAACGGCAACAGGGCAAAGACUUAGGUCCUAACGCGAAGCGCUUGAAGUCCCAUCAAGUCCAUGACCUUGCGAAGGCCAAGAUCGAAGAGAGUGAGAGACUGAGAAAAGCGCUUGGCAUCAGCGCGGACUACGAGGAAGGCAGCCACUGGCGAAAACAAGAGGAGAGACUCAGAGACAGCCUCGCUAAGAGGGGAGCCGAAGACGAGGAGAAGGUGGAACGUGCGAAGGAAGCGAGGCGGUACAAACAGGACGACUCGGAUUGA
Molecule: messenger RNA, 552 nt
Organism: Dothidotthia symphoricarpi CBS 119687
Lineage: Eukaryota; Fungi; Ascomycota; Dothideomycetes; Pleosporales; Dothidotthiaceae
Product: cwf21-domain-containing protein
Exons: 2
Coding region: 1-552 (183 amino acids)
Source: RefSeq, a predicted model, not a curated record